UUUCCGAGGAAGGAAGACAGUGCGUUGUGUACAGUUCUUAUGAGAGGGACACAAGAUUAUUGGACGUCUUCCAGUGGCAUUUCUCGACAAUGAUGGGGAGAGUUUCGCCGGGCAGUUGCUGACGCCCGCGCGAGCUGCACCCAUCUUCCCUUUGAGGAUUUACCUCAGCAGCCCCAAGAAACAAAGCAUCGCAUAGCUUUUUCUUUCUCUUCGUCGAUAUGAAACUGCCAAGAGUUUUUGCGUGUGCAUCCGAUCUGUCCGCUGCACUCGGGUCUUCUUUUCCCCCUUCUUCGCGGCUCAGUUCCGGGAAUCCCACCGAACAUGAGAACGAAAAGAACAGACUGUAGCAUAGCGAAGAGCAGGCAUGCGGAUUUUCCCGUCAAGAAUCAUCUAGACGCAUCAUCGCUUUUAGACAGCCUACGCUUCCUUCGUUCAACUACUACUGCUGCGUGAACUCUGCGUUUGAGAACUCUUGGUGUACACGAGAACCGUCAGUUUCCUGUAAGCGUGUGCUUGUGACCUUCCCUCUCUUUGGGGAUUCUCUUCCUCCCGCUGUCCUUGAGGAAAACAUUUUCUCUUCUUCAUUUCAUUACCUGCUCUGAACACCUCGUCGCGUCUCAGGCGUUGAUGGCUGCGGCGCUCCGGUUUCUCGUUUCCUGCGGCCGUAUCCUGCCCAAAAUCUGGAAGCAAUUCGACACAUGCAGUCCUCUCGCCACUGCCGGUUCGUGGCAGCUUCUCUCUUUGUUUCUCUUGACGUCCUUUCCCUCUGUUCCCCCCUGGCAGAAUGCGGAGGGACGAGAAGGUCUUUGGUCCCUGCCUGCCCGCUGAGAGCGAGGUGAGGGCGACAGACUCGGCCGCGUCCGCUCCUCCGCAGCCGACGCUGAGCUAUCCGGAGGGGUCUCCGAGCGAGGUGUGGGACGCGCUGCGUCUCCACUUGAGUCUUCUUUUCCAGCAAGCUGCCUUCGAUUUGAAUUUGCCCAUGCACGCAGCCACGGCUGCGGUGUCCGCGUUUCGCCGGGUCUUCCCCAAGUACUUUUCCCGGGAGGAGCUAGAGAACCGCCCCCAGUGCGUCACGCGCAGCAUGGCUGCGUGCCUGUUUUUCGCCGGGAAGGCGAGCGACACAAAUCUCAAGUUGCGCGAGGCUGUGAACUGCGUCGCCUUCCUCAACUGGUCUCUGAAGAACAACCGCCUCGACGGGAGAAACGUGACGAGCAGAGACGCGGAUGAGACCAAGAAGCGGCCGAGGAACGCGACAGAAGGAGCGGACGACCCCACAGAUAAAAACGAAGAGCCGCCCGAGAGGCGACAAAGAACCUCCACAGAGACGAAACCUUCCGCCGAAGCUGCCAGUGAAGAGAAAAAGGAGGCGGGCGAGAAACAGGCCAGUGGCGCCGAAGACGAGAGCGGAACGAAGCCGGAGGAAGAGAAGAAAGAAAAACAACAAGCUCCCCUGAGUCGUUUGCGGGGGCCGCAGACGCUCCCCAACUUCUUGAAGGGGUAUGCACCCAUGGGAAUUCGUGACUACUGGAAAGUUCGCCAGGAGUGCCUGCUCGAAGAACAGCGGCUUUGCCAAGCGCUGGGAUUCUCUCUCGAGCUGCCUCUGCUCCACGAUGCGGUGCUGGAGGCACAGCUACUCCUCCUUUUUUCACACAAAGAGACGCACCUGAUGUGGGCGAUUGUGAAUGACAUCGCGGCCACACCUCUGAUUGACCAGUUCUCGGUUCCUCUCUUGAUUGCCGCGGCGGCCAUUUGCACAAAGAAACUUGCUCGCAUGUUCGGGGACGCCCAGGAGGUGCUGGAAAGGACUGCGAGCGGGACGCCGCCGCUCUUACCGGGUGUAGUGACACCCGAGAGGUGCUUCAGCGGUUGAAUCCCCUCUUGGAGGGC
Molecule: messenger RNA, 1887 nt
Organism: Toxoplasma gondii ME49
Lineage: Eukaryota; Apicomplexa; Conoidasida; Eucoccidiorida; Sarcocystidae
Exons: 2
Coding region: 785-1870 (361 amino acids)
Source: RefSeq, a predicted model, not a curated record